This is a messenger RNA of Ipomoea triloba (trilobed morning glory), 1546 nucleotides long. RefSeq lists its product as uncharacterized. The transcript has a single exon. The record is from RefSeq and is a predicted model, not a curated record. Gene Ontology annotation, molecular function: hydrolase activity, hydrolyzing O-glycosyl compounds. NCBI's taxonomy places the organism in Eukaryota, Viridiplantae, Streptophyta, Magnoliopsida, Solanales, Convolvulaceae. The coding region runs from base 207 to 1493 and encodes 428 amino acids. Gene Ontology annotation, biological process: carbohydrate metabolic process.
UUCAAUAUAAACAAUUCAAGAAAAUUGGCAGAGUGGGAUGAAUGAAUCUAGGGUUCAAACUUCAAAUACACCUUCAUCUUUGACCCGAGAUCCAAGAACAAAACAUGACUUCAAUCUUAGUUCACCCCAUCUUUACUCAUCUCCAGAUUGCAAGAUUAAUGGCUCACAGUAAGCCAGUUUGACCCUAAGAGCUUCCACUGUAACUCAUGGCUAGACAGUUUUCUGGGAUCAGAUUCUCCUCACCUGCUGCAAUUUGCAGCCUUCUGGGAUGCUUUCUUGUUUUCAAUCUCUACUUCUGGAACUUUCUGGGAGAAAAGGCUGAUAAGGGCAAUACCCACCACCAAUUUCUCCAUGAGAUUGAGCUGAUUCAAAUCCCUCAAGAAUCUGACAACCUGACUGAUGAGUUUCUUGAUGAAUCUUCAAAAUUCAGGCACAUUUUCUUCCCAGACAGGACAAUUGCUGUAGAUCCCAGAAAAGAUGAUCCAGAAGAGAAUCUGUACCAUUAUCCAGGGAGAUCAUGGCUGGACAGUGAUGGAAACCCUAUCCAGGCUCAUGGUGGAGGCAUUCUGUAUGAUGAGAAAUCAAGAACAUAUUUUUGGUAUGGUGAAUACAAGGAUGGCCCUACUUAUCGUGCUCGAGGCAGGGGGACAGCGCGUGUAGACAUCAUCGGUGUUGGCUGCUAUUCGUCCAAGGAUUUAUGGACAUGGAAGAACGAAGGCCUCGUCCUGUCUGCGGACAAAAACAACAUUACUCAUGACCUGCACAAGUCCAAGGUUUUGGAGAGACCAAAGGUUGUUUACAAUGACAAAACUGGGAAAUAUGUAAUGUGGAUGCACAUAGAUGAUGGGACAUAUGGCAAGGCCUCUCAGGGGAUUGCCCUUAGCGAUUCCCCCACGGGGCCUUUUCGUUAUCUCCAUAGCAAAAGGCCUAAUGGAUCUGAAAGCCGGGAUAUAACAGUAUUCAAAGAUGAUGAUGAUGGGAAAGCCUAUGUUAUUUUCUCAUCAGUCCACAAUAAGGAGCUUCAUAUUAGCCCUUUGAGCCAAGAUUUUCUUGAUGUUUCAAAUGUUAUGGCAAAAGCCCUUGUGGGACAAUACAGGGAAGCUCCAGCUUUGUUCAAAUAUAAAGGCAAAUAUUUCAUGGUCACAUCAGGGUGCAGUGGGUGGGCACCAAAUGAGGCAUUGGUUCAUGUGGCUGAUUCAGUUAUGGGGCCUUGGGAGACCAUAGGGAACCCUUGUGUGGGGGGGAGUAAGGGUUUUCGAGUGGCGACGUUCUUUUCUCAGAGCACAUUUGUUCUCCCCAUGCCUAAUAGUCCUCCUGGUUGGUUCAUUUUCAUGGCUGAUAGGUGGAAACCUGAUGAUUUGAGAGACUCUAGGUAUGUAUGGCUCCCACUCAGAGUGGAGGAGGUUGAAGAUGGUGUUGUGAUGAGGCCUAGGGUGUCUGUUUUUUGGCAUAAAAGAUGGAGACUUCCUGAUAAAAAACAUCUGGAAAUGUAGUUGUGAUGUUGCUUGUGCAGUACUAGAAUAAAUUUUAUGUUACACCAUCUUAA